AUGACUUUAAUAGAGACAUUUGGAUAUUGCAUAAACGAAAAAAUCGCAUUUGAAAUGGGACUUGCAGAUGUAGGAAGUUCAGCAAUAAUUCAUAUAUACGGAGCAUUUUUUGGCCUAGCAGUAUCAAAAAUAUUAUCUCCAAAAGAAGCUUUUGAGAACAAAAAAACAGAAGCUAAUUAUAUCUCUGACUACAUGGCAAUGGCUGGAACUUUGAUUUUAUGGGUCUAUUGGCCUUGUUUUAACGCAGUCCUUACCGAAGACAAUAGCGAAACAUAAAAUAGAGUUUAUGUAAAUACCGUUUUGGGGCUAUGUGGUAGUUCUUUUAUUGUAUUUAUUUGCACCAUUCAUUUAAGAAAUGGUUAAGCUAAAUUUAAUAUGGUUGAUUUAUAAAAUGCGGCUUUAGCUGGAGGUGUUGCUAUUGGUACAAGUGCUAAUAUGAAUAUUACACCUGGCACAGCUGUAAUUAUAGGUAUGUUGGGAGGAUUAGUAUCAAAUUUCGGAUACGCUAAAUUAUAAGGUUGGAUUCUAUAAAAUAUUGGUAUACAUGAUGUUUGCGGUAUUUUAAAUUUACAUGGAUUACCAGGAAUUAUAGCAGGAAUUUCAGGAUUUAUUAUUACUACGAAUGCAGAUUAAUCUAUGGAUAGUCCUGAAGUUUUAGCUCAAAUAUAUCCUAAAUAUAAUUAAUAAUAUUGGGAUGCUUCUAGAUAGAGUAUCAUAUAAUUAAGCUUUUUAUUGAUAAGCCUUUUUUCAUCUAUUGGGUUAGGUCUAAUGACAGGAACAAUCCUUAAAUACACAGGGAAGCUUUAAACUUAUUUUUAUGAUGAUAAAGAAUAUAUCUAAUUAUAAGAAUAUAAGUAUGAAGAUUUAGAAGAAUUAGUCAAUAAAAUUGCUGAAUUAGGGAAUUAGGUUUAAUUUUUAAAUGAUGAUGAAAAUAAAGAGAAUAUUGAAAUGAAAAAAAUAAGCAAUAAAUAAAAUAUUACAAAUAAAGAAUAAAAAAAAGAAAAUGAUAUUUAAUAAUUAUUGAUUUGA
Molecule: messenger RNA, 1029 nt
Organism: Ichthyophthirius multifiliis
Lineage: Eukaryota; Ciliophora; Oligohymenophorea; Hymenostomatida
Exons: 2
Biological process (GO): ammonium homeostasis; ammonium transmembrane transport
Cellular component (GO): plasma membrane
Molecular function (GO): ammonium channel activity
Source: RefSeq, a predicted model, not a curated record